UUUAAUGUAUUUUGGUGCAAAGCCAUUCAGUUAUUUAUAAAGUAGCAGAAGUAUUUUAAAGUCUAUGAGCUACAGGAAGUGUAAGGAUUUUAAAACUGGGAUGUAGAGGGUUCUUAGUUUCCUAUACUUUCUAAAAGUUUCAGCUAAAUAUUUUUAAUUUCUACUAGUAGGUCAGGAAGAGAUGAAGCAGUGAUCAGAAAGUUGCUUAACAUCGGUUUAGUGUGUUUUCAUAUUUUGGAAGUUCAUUGGAGAUGUUUGCGCUGUUAAAAUCUCCAAAAACAAUGAUUAGAUAGGAUGGAUGUUUUUCCUUUAUGAACUGUUGUCCUGAUGAAACCUCUUUUCCUCGCCUCCUGAGAUGUUCCUCAUGGAAACUGUUUGGAAAAGAAGAGAGUCAAGAAGAACAUCCUGUUGCAUCGUCCACCUUGUAGGUUCAUAAAGGAAGUUAGCACUUCCUAUAUGAAUCUUCCUCAUGCGAUGUGAGAAAUGGCGCAGAUUCUCACUCUUCUUUUUCAUCUGUUUCUAAUCAACACACUUCAGAUUCAAGGUUCCUCUGCAGUGACUGAUGUGUUUGUGAAAACUGGAGAUGAUCUGAUUCUUAAUCUCACAGAAGCUGAAAUUCCAUCAAAUUCUCGCUUUUGGACAUGGCAAUUUAAAGAUGAUAUGCUGGUAGAGUUUACACGUGGCUACCGCCCAACUGUUGUUAACAGUCGCUCUGGAAAAGUUGAAGUUUUAGAAAAAAGUUACAGUGUGAAAUUAAAGACUCUACAGAAGACACACAGUGGUAUUUAUACUGCAAUGGUAGUGUCACCUAAAGUGCAAACACUGACUCAAUACAACGUUACAGUUCUAGAUCCAGUGUCUCCAGCUGAUCUCAGCUUCACCUGUGCAUCCAGCUCCUCCUCCUCCUCCUUCUAUAACCUGACAGCGACCUGCAGGACAGACGACUCUUCCAUCAGCAUCACUCUGAGAUGUGAGGAUCAAACCUGCAACCAAGAAGGAGGAGAGGGAAGAUCAGUCACCAAAUCAGGUUCUUCUCUUCGUAUCUAUCAGUUGAAAGAAUCAGUCAUCUGUAUCCAUAGCAACCAGGUCAGCAGGACUGAAUCCAAAGUAAACAUUGAGAAUCGCUGCAUUGAACUUGCUGAAAAAAGAACCACUGCAAUUAUUAACGUCACAAGAAUAAUCCUGGCUGCAUUACUGGUUGUGGUUUUUACCUUAACUGUUGUUAUAAGAAAAUGUAAAAGGAAAACCGAACCAGAGGAAGUGAUGUACGAGUUUCCAGAGUGACACCAGGGGAACCAGACAAACAGAAUCCUGCAGCAGAUUCUGCAGACGCCUCAUUCUGACCCAUGAAGUUUCUAAUGUUGGAGAGACUGGAAACACCUUCGAACAAACGGAGGAAACCUGUUCACCAUCUCAUAAAUAUAAAUAUGAUGCUUUAACAAAACUGUAAAUAUGCUUUGAAAAAGAAGAUGCAUUAUGUCCAAGUUAAAAUAUGUAACAAGUUUGCAGGCCAUGAAUGUUUAACAUGUUUUCAAAGUGACAUCUACUGGAAAAAGAACUGAGAAAAUAAAGUGAUCCACAUACCCAACAAAAUAUUUUCAUGUCUUUUUAUGUUUUCUAUUCUUAUCCAUCCUUUUUGUUGUGGAAAAAACAAUGUAAAAACAAUGUAAAUACAGUAAAAAGUUGUUAAAAGUUCUAAUUUUUCAUGUAUUAUUGUGUCAUUUGUUCAAGGAAAUUGCGGUCUUUAAAUCAUCUUCUGGGAUCUAUUGGUAGUGCCUCCAUCCUCCCCAUAUUCGCGCUCUUUUCAUGCUUCACUUCCUGUUCUUACCAUGCUGAGUUCAAACGGACAGCGAGGAAUCCUGAAGAAAUAGGAGGGAAAUUUUAAAAUAAUCGCCGCUGGAAAACAGAAUAAGACGUCAAACUGUGGAGAUGAAAGGUCCAGGAGUGAAACAUCCCCAGAUGUUCGUUCUCCACGAGUAUUGGAGCGCCACCUGGGGGAUAGCAGGGGUUCCUGAUCCAGGAGGGAUGGACGGUACUUGAAGAGGGAUCUUGGUCGGAUCCAGGAAUCUUUUCCCAAUGGGUCUGGAAAACCUUAACAUCGAAGAUGGAUUCUGAUGAGAUUCCUGAACUACUUCAGUUUACCUUUCAGUUCAGCUCCUUCUUCAACAAACUGAACUUGAAGCCCCAUUGGGUUGGACAGAACCCAGUCUUAAAUGAAUUCUCUAUGGGGUUAAAGGUCAGGGAAUUUGCUGGCUAAUCAAGAACAGGAUCUCCAUGGACACUGAACCAGAUUUGGUACCUUUGGCGAUAUGGGUCGGUACCAAGUCCUGCUGGAAAAUAAAAACAGCAUCUCCAUGCAGUUUGUCAGCAGAGGGAAUCUUGAAGCGCUCCAGAAUUUUCUGCAUGAACUGGACUUCAGGAAACCCAGUGGACCAGAACCAGCAGACGACAUGGGACCUCAAACUUCACUCUGGACUUCAACCAACAUGGACUCUGUGCCUCUCCGCUCUUCAGACCCUGACACCUUGAUUACAAAAUGAAAUGCAGAAUUUCCUCUCCUCUGAAGAAAGGACUAUGGACCAAAGCUCAACAAUUCACUUCCUUUUCACCUUUGGCAGGUCAGUCGGAUUCUUUGGGGGCCCAGAUGAAAUCCCUCAGUCUGCUGCUGCUUCUCCUUCUGUUUUUCUCUGGACAAAUUCAAGGUAA
Molecule: messenger RNA, 2706 nt
Organism: Poecilia latipinna (sailfin molly)
Lineage: Eukaryota; Metazoa; Chordata; Actinopteri; Cyprinodontiformes; Poeciliidae
Exons: 8
Coding region: 484-1284 (266 amino acids)
Cellular component (GO): membrane
Source: RefSeq, a predicted model, not a curated record